Messenger RNA from Eupeodes corollae, 4360 nucleotides. RefSeq names its product F-box/LRR-repeat protein 7 (gene Fbxl7). The transcript is spliced from 5 exons. Lineage: Eukaryota; Metazoa; Arthropoda; Insecta; Diptera; Syrphidae. The coding region runs from base 2141 to 4312 and encodes 723 amino acids. Gene Ontology annotation, biological process: SCF-dependent proteasomal ubiquitin-dependent protein catabolic process. Gene Ontology annotation, molecular function: protein binding. The record is from RefSeq and is a predicted model, not a curated record. Gene Ontology annotation, cellular component: SCF ubiquitin ligase complex.
UGUCGCUCUGCGUAGUUCUUCAAUGUUCGAUUUAUAAUUUAAAAAAAAUUAUUGCCGAUCGUUCGCGUUCGUGGUCGUGGUGGUAUUUUGUUGUCUAAGAAAUCUUGUUUUUGGUGUGGGUUUAUAUUUUCGUCGCGUCGUCGUCUUUGCUGAAGACUAAAGAGCGUCAAAGAAACAUUUCAGUUUCACUCUUUUUUCCUUUCCUCACCUUCUCCUCGACUUAACUAUGUUGCCAGAGGCAUAAUAACCAACCGACCGAUCGUCAACAUAGUGUGCGUACUUUUCAACUUUAAUAUAUAAUCUUGUGGUUUUGUUUCUUGAUAUAUUUUAUGGUAAAGAUAGAGAUACGAAUACGAAUAGUAUACCUAUGCACCUUACCACCAACACUCUUUUAACAUUCUUAAGGAAUUUCAUUACAUCUCCUUUUUCUGCUGCUUCGUUGUUUGCACAUCUCGAUCUCACCUGAAGACCUGAAAAGAAGAAUUUAAAGAAAAAAUAAAGCAACAAUAUAUUCCCCGAACUUGUUGUUACUAUUUCGUGAGUGUGUUGUCAUUGUUGGUCUCUUUUAUUAUUAUUGAUUCGUCUUCGUAGAGAAAUCCUAGCGGUUUUUGUAAAAGAUUAAAUAUCACACCUUUAAUAAAAACAAAAUAUCAAAUACUUUAUCUUUUACCUACUUUUGUGUGACAGGCGGACAAACGGUUGACUUACGCAAUUUCGCAUUUUUGUGUUGCCUCGUUUUAGCCCGUUGCUGCCUACCUUUACAUCUUAUAAUAUCCUCCCACCUAUUUCUUACGUCGUCGUUUUUCAUUUAAUUUUCAAAUUGAGUUCAAUAAUUUUAAAAGUGUAGAAAGUUUCUUAUUGCAAAAAUAAUAAUUAAUGUUGGUGUACCGCAUGAAACCCAUCUAAGGCCUGAUCUUUUUAGUUUAACGCAGAGUGCAAAUGCAAUGACUUGCAGAAAAUUUCGCAAGUGUUUCGUUGAAUAUUAUAUUUGAAAAAAAAAAUGAAAAAAUAUAUUUCCAUGAUCAGGAAGCCAUUAAAAAGUUUAUCAUAAGUGAAUAAGACCAAGAGAGAAGUACAAAAGUUGUGUUGGUGUUGGUGAUAGUGCGCGACGAGGAAUACCAUUGCAAAGAAGUGGAUAAAAUAUCAAAGAAUGUUGCUGUUGGUCUAAUGAGAGUGUAAAAUCAUGUAAAGUGUUGCCAGGUUCCAUUUACAGAAAAAAGAAAAGAAGCCGAUCAGAGCAGAACGAAAUAUUAUAGGUUAGGGUAGAGGUACCUCUGUGCUGCUAUAAACAGCCUUAUAGGUAAGGUACCCAUAUUCGAGCUGCCACAUUAUCGGACUCGUACACACACCUUCUUGUAUUCGUACCGUGUUCGAUUAUCUUUUUCGAGAGAAAAAUAAAAAAGUGAUCAGUGUAUAUUUUGUCAUUUUGUUCGUUGUUUUGUUGUUGUUUGUUGUAAUAGUGUUGCUGCAUUCCAUAAUGCAAUUAUUAUUGAAAACAAAAUAAAAAGAAAAGAAAAAAAUUGAAGGAAUUGAAGAAGAAGAAGUAGAAGAAAACAUAAAGGAAUGCAUGUAUGUUCUUAUGCUUCUUUUAUAAGUGGCAAAACUUAACGAAUUAUCGCGCGACAUAUCAACGUUCAUCCAAAGUUGCAGAGGACAAGGGGACAAUUUAUGUAUUUUAUUUAUUACCUAUUUAGUUUUUGCUAAAAUGUUGUGCACUUUAUAAUAAUUGUGCAAAGUAAAUAUUUAAUUAUACUUUGAUCGAUGGUAACAAUAACGACGUGACGGACGAGAGACGGUGACAACUACAAAAAUAAUUGCGAAACCAACUGCAACCAACUUAAUAACAUUUUUAUGAAUUGUGCGGUGCAAAAUAUUAGUUUUCUUAUUUUAAAAUAUUGCUAUAGAUUUGUUGCUUUUGCCACACCAACUCCGUCGUUGUCGUCGUCGCGUUUGUCGUCCUCUCCGAAUCGACCGACGUGUGACGUUCAAUUUGACAUUCUAUUGCAAGAGGGAAUUUAUUGCUACUGCAGCAACAACGACAGGGACAACGGAGAUACAAGUUGCAAACCCAUGAAAGUUACUUGCGGAUUACAACGAAAACUGGAAAACGAUGUAAUACAAGGAUAGUCCAUACGUAGCGAUGUCACACCAAACACGCCGGGGGCCGCCAGUAGAGUGUCCCUUGGCGUCUUUAGGUCGCAACACAACAGUUUUGGAUACCCAACAACAAUAUCAUCAUCCGCUGAGCUCAAGUCCGCUUAAUCCGCAAGUGUAUCAGAUGUCGAGGAAGUCUCCAGACCUGAGUAUUGACACAGAUGACAUUAUUUACACAUCUUCGUCAGUGUCACAACAAGUUGGGGGCGAAAAUCAUCCCCAUUGUGGAAACAAUUUACCUGGGAUGUAUCAUUUAUCGAGGAGCUCAUCAUCUUCCAUGGAGCAGGCUUAUGACAUGCGACGAAAUCCACAAGUAAAUCCACAAAGCCGACACAGGCCAGUGCCACUUCGAAAUUACACACCAAUUGAGAGUUUACUUCAGUAUCGGGAAGCACGAACCCCUAGUGCGUACAUUCUUCCUGCAAAUGAUAAUAACGAAGACUCUAGCGACGAACCGAAGGUGAAUAGUAGCAAUGGCGGUAGCGGGGUGAAGAUAAAUGGCAGACGUAGUGUACCACCAAAUGCAUCGUCUGUUGGUAGUGGGCAAUAUUUUCUCGAGAAGAAAAUGGAUCAAUUGUAUAUUCAAGGUGCCAUUCGAGGACUUCCUCUGGGUUCGGAGGCAAAUCAUUUUCAAAAUGAACGCUACUUCCUGGAGGACGAUUUGAGAAACUUAUGCGAAUUUAAUGGCAGUGACCGGCUGCAUGAAUCUCAUCUUCUUCAUCGACCAUCGAGUCCGAGUGAAACGAGUGGCUCUGAUCGAUACCUUUUAGAUCGAACUCAAGGUUCACCAGCAGCAUAUACCAACGUAAAUCAACAACGUGAUUCCUCGUAUUCAAAUCAUUCGUCAAACGUUGGCCUUGACAAACGAUUCCAUCCGUCCAAAGUGAAAAGUCUGUCUGAGGGCUUUUCGAAUAUGGGUCGUUUUUCACCGAGUUUGGAUCAAGGUUAUGCCACUUUAGUAUCACCAUCACCAACUGGUCAUCCAAUACCUGGGCCAGGACCAUGGAGUAAAAAGGGGCCUUGCCGGUCAGGGCCUGGCUUUGAUCGUCUUCCAGAUGAGGCUGUACUGAAGAUUUUAGGUUGGCUUGAUAGCUGUGAAUUGUGCAAUGUUGCGAGAGUGUGUAGACGUUUUGAGAAUCUAGCAUGGCGACCGGUUCUUUGGAAAAUUAUCACGCUUAAAGGUGAACAUAUAGCUGGUGAUAAGGCAUUAAAAAUGAUAUUCCGUCAGUUGUGUGGCCAAAGUAGAAACGGUUCGUGCCCGGAUGUCGAGAGAGUAAUGCUUUCUGAUGGUUGUCGAAUUUCUGAUAAGGGCCUCGUUUUAUUAACACGAAGAUGCCCGGAGUUGACGCAUUUACAACUGCAAACGUGUGUUAGUGUAACCAACCAGGCGCUUUGUGAUGUCUUGACAAAAUGCACCAAUUUGCAACAUUUAGAUAUAACUGGUUGCACUCAAAUCAUCAAUGUUAGCAUCAAUCCAGGACUCGAACCGCCUAGAAGACUCCUACUUCAAUACUUGGAUCUAACCGACUGUACUGCCAUAGAUGAUGUCGGCCUUAAAGUAGUCGUCAAGAACUGCCCCCAGUUGGUGUUCCUAUAUUUGAGAAGAUGCAUUCAAAUUACAGAUGCCGGUUUAAAGUUUGUGCCAAGUUUUUGUAUUGCUCUCAAAGAGUUGAGCGUUUCGGAUUGCCUAAGCAUCACAGAUUUUGGUCUUUACGAACUUGCUAAACUAGGAGCCGCCUUAAGAUAUCUAUCAGUGGCUAAAUGUGAUCGAGUUUCUGAUGCAGGAUUAAAAGUCAUUGCCCGACGAUGUUAUAAGCUUCGAUAUCUUAAUGCUCGAGGUUGUGAAGCAGUGAGUGAUGAUUCAAUAACAGUAUUGGCUCGUUCAUGUCCUCGAUUGCGUGCUCUGGAUAUUGGAAAGUGUGAUGUCAGUGAUGCUGGCCUAAGAGCCCUCGCUGAAAGUUGUCCGAAUUUGAAGAAGCUUAGCUUACGAAAUUGUGAUAUGAUUACAGAUCGUGGUGUACAAUGUAUCGCAUACUAUUGUCGAGGUUUGCAACAGCUAAAUAUUCAAGAUUGUCAAAUUUCAAUUGAGGGUUAUAGGGCAGUGAAAAAGUAUUGUAAGAGAUGUAUUAUAGAACACACAAAUCCAGGUUUCUGCUGAGAUCACAGUCAAAUAUGAAACUACAAUACUUUACUAUUUAUAUAUAUA